AUGUAUGUCAAAGUGUCUAUUUUACAUGAAUAUAUACAUUUUCCUUUUUGGCUAUGAAGCAAAGUUAGUUUCAGUAAAUAUAGUAAGCUUCCAGACAAUUUAAAGCGAUAAUCGCCAAAAGUUCUCAAAUGGGCCGAUGUAGUUUGGAUUGCUUCUAAAAAUAUUUUUUGGAUGGUAAACAAAAUACUUUCUUGGUUGAAUCUUUGUUAUUUUAAGCUACAUAUUUAAAAAAAAAUACACGAAUAAAAUCGACACGCCCAAUGGAUUAUCUUUUGUCCAUUUUCAAUUGACAUAAACGCUUCAAAGCCCCAAACACACACGUGACCUAAAUGUGUUUUCAUGCGUUCUUCGAGGCAAAACUUAUCUUGUCAUAAGAUUGAAGAUUGGAAUGACAAGUAUGAACACUUCAAUUUUGAAAAUCUUGUAACCAGUAGAGCACGUAAACUAUAAAUACUCAAUAGAAUGGAACGUGGAAAACUCAAACCUGAACAUGAAAAUUGUAUUCAAGAAAAUUAUUUGACUCUUAAAGAAAACAUUGACUGCAUACAGGAAAUAACUGAAUACUUAUGUAGAAGAAAAAUAAUAUCUCAGGAAGACAAGGAAAGAAUUCUGUUGGCAACAACAUCACGUGAUAAAAACGAAGCAUUACUAACAACAGUUUUGAAUGGAGGGCCAACUUUAGCUUUCAAUGUAUUUUGCAAGGCGUUGAAAAAAUUUUCUCCUAAAUUAUGGAAAGAACUCAGUGAGAAAUUUGAAUUUUUAAUGACAUCAAAUUGCAGAUCGGACAGUACUGCUUCAUGUCAGUGUAAUAGCAAACACAAUAACGAGACAUAUUUCGACGUCACAUUACUUCGAAUCCUGUUAAGCGACAAUGAAACUUCUGACAACGAAAGUUUAAGUUCAGGAGUUGGCAUCGAGAAGAUUUUGAUGAAACACACCGGAAGACUUGUAAACAUUGUUGAUUAUUCUCAUGUUGGGACAGAAUGCAAAAGCAAACUUGUUAGAGACACUGAAGAGUUCCUUAACGAUGAUUCAAAAGAUUUUCAUGCAUUUUUAUUUGUUGCUAGAUACGAGGUGGUAAGAAAUCCUUCUGCUUACAAAAUACUUGAAACUUUCAAGGUUAUCUAUGGUUCUGAAGUUUUGAAAUAUUAUGGUCUUAUUUUGUUAACUUAUAACGACAAAGAUGAGGAGCGUCAAAUAAAUGUGGAAGAAUGGUUUGAAGCACAAGACGUUGAGACAAAACGUUGUCUUGAAGAAUGUGGAAAGAGGAUUGUUUUAGUCAAUACCUGUGAAAUUGAUAAUAUUAUAAUUCAAAAACGUCAAAUGGAUAACUUUAUAAAAGUUAUCGAUAACUUACAAUUUAAUGGAAGAAGAUAUACAUUGAACGAAUUUAAAAAAGCCGAAGGACGAAGACAAUUAGAAUUGCGAUUAGUUUUACAAGAAAAGGAAGCAAAAAUUACAGAAAAAACGUUCGACAAAUGCAGUCAAAUGAUAAAAGAGUCUAAAGAGCUAAAAGAAGAUAAAAUUAAAAAUAUGUCCUUUAUAAAAAUGAAAGCUAUUUUAUGUAAGAAUAAGUUAUUAAAAAAAGAUAGUGGAACCGAAGUUCUCUCUGAUGCAUUACGUGAAGUCGAUUCAACCAUUCAAAAGCUGGAAAAGAUUGAAAAAUUUUGGGCAGACAUAAGCAAUGUUAAAUCUGAAUGUCUAAGAAUUCAAGAACAGCAAGACAUUCAAUUGAAACUAAAUAUCCAAAAGAAACAAACUUUAAAUGAACGUAAAAAAGUAUUAAAAGACCAUCUAAAGCACAAAGAAGAUAAAAACCUGUUGUUAAAACAAAAGAUUAGCCAAAAAGUACAACAACUGAAGACGUUAAAAGAAGAAUCAAUUAUCAGGAACGAAAAUAACAUAUCUAUCAUUAAUGACAUAAAAGAGAUGGAAGCAAAGAACAAAAAGUUGAUGGAAGAAAUAGAUAUCAAAUAUAAUUUUCCUAAAAUGUUAUGCUUUUUAAUAAGCAUUUUUAUCAUCAUUGUAUAUUGCGUUAUGCAGCACAUUACAUACGAUAAUGAUAAAUGCAUUUCAUCAGUAAAGAAAACUGAUUUAAAAAUAAAAUAUGUAGAUUUCCGCUAUUUCAAAAUGAUACAAAAGAAAAACCAUAAAAAUGCUUUAAGACAAUGGUAUUUAUCAGGGUUCGAAGGACACUUUUUAACACCGAAUGCUCAGCAUGUCCAAAUAGAUUUUCGGUUAAUAAAAAGCAAAGAAGAUGCAAACACAUUUAAGAAAACACCUCUCGGAGACUUGGGAAAAAAAUCAUGUGACGGAAAAGAAUUGUUAGAGAAAAUACAUCAGAUGGACAAAAAGAUAAAUAAAAUCAAACGAAACAUAAACCGAGAUAAUCAGAAAUCAUUUAUGUUGACUCAAGAAAUUAAAAAUGAAUCAAAUACCUUAAAACAUCAAUGUCAGGAACAUAUUAAUGAUUUAAACAAAAGAAUACUUUUUGCAGUUUAUGAAUCAGAAAUUUUGGUUAGAAAUGGAACAGAAGUUUCAAAUGAGAAUAAAAACAAUCAAAUUGAAAUUGAAGAAAUUAUUCAAGGCACACAAAAAUCGUUUGAUACUUGCAAAGCUGCAGUUUGUACAUGUUGUAAAACAACUGGCUUUUCAUGCCAGUUAUUACAUAUUAGUUGUUAAUAGCAAGAAACGUUUUAAUGAAUCAAAUAAACGUCUUCAUCAAAAAUAGAAGGUAACGUUUCAAUUUAUACUUUUUAUUUUCAUUUCUGUAUGACAACAUAUUCUCGAUUUCUUAUUUUGAUUUAAAAGCUAAUUAUUUCAUCUUUAUUAUGAAAUUUGUAUAUGUAAAUAAACUUUACAAAUGUAAUUAUGUAAAUUGUCAAAUGAAAAAUAAAAUAAGCAUUACAAUAAUCAUUUUUAGUUUUCUUGUGGCCCCGAAAGAGAAAAAUCCAUUAUUAUUUCAUUGUGAUCUUUCUGUCUUUCCGUCUGUCUGUCUAUUGGUCAUUGCGUCCUUUUUAGUUCACAGAAACUAGAAAUUAUAUUAAAAGCCAAAUAUCAUUAUAUAUUAGAUGUUUUCAGAGUUCUGAUGGAACGUCUCUUUUUUUUUAUUACUUAAAUCAAACAAUUUAUUCUUAAAAAUUAAAUAUGCAAGCACUUUUUUUCAUAAACAUAAUCACUUUUAAAUAAAAAGAUUAAGAGGAAUUGUUUUUUUUAUAUGGUAGGUCUUAAACAUUUAUUAUAAAAAAAAGGAUUUGUUGGAGUCCGAAAAUCAAUGAGAAAAACAAUAUAUCACGAGACUAAGCAUUCACAGCUGUCAUAUUUCAAGUGCAGGCAUACCGCUGUCCGACAAUGAUCGAUUUAGAGUUUCUUUUUUUUGCCGACUACGUCAGCAUUGGAUUUUCUUUUGGUUUUAAUUAUGUAUCCCGAAGGAAUCAUCCAGCUGUCUCUUUUGAAAGCCACCUGUUGUCAUGUGAUCUUUACAAUGUCAGUUUAAGCAAAUUGGUGCCUAACUUUAUCUAUCCAUUAUUCUGUCAGACGUUGGCGCACCACGCAAUGUUUAUCGACCGUCUUUCUCCAUUCUUCUCUGUCUUUUGCCUUGGAUAUAGCAUUUUUUAAAUGGGAGGCCCGACCAUUUUUCAAUGUUGUCUUCUCAUCGCUUUUCCGUUUGCCUCUUCUUAUUUUUCCUGAUACUGUUCCCUAAAAUAAUGUUUUUGCCAGCACCGACGACAUUGUAAUAUGGCCAUAUAGUUUUAGCUUACAUUUUUUACAACACAAAGAGGCGCGCUGGCUGAGUGGUUAAUUGCUUGGUCCUGGGUUCGAAUCUUGGUGAAGACUGUGAUUUUAAAUUUCAGGAUUUUUAGGGCACCUCUGAGUCCACCCAACUCUAAUGGGUACCUGACUUUAGUUGGGGAAAUUAAAAGGGUUUUUGUCUUUGUGCUGUCCACAUGACACCCUGCUCUUUAACCAUUUGUUAAAGAAAAAAUGAACUUAACAUCAUCUGCCCCAUAGAUCGCAAUGUUUGAAAGAAAAACUGUUUACAAUAGUUAGCAGCUCAUCGUUGGGUAUAAUCAGUAUAGCGACCCUGUAUCUUAUUUCUUCGUAUUUGAUGCUGUCUUUAAAUGUGAUACAUAAAGUGCUUCUGUAGCAUCUCAUUUCAAUUGCUAGGAUCCUCCUCUCCAACUCUGUAGUCCGAGUCCAAGACUCACAAGACUUACAGUUGUGGUCAUGGUCUUGGAGCAAAUCAGUCUGAUUUUAGUGCCGAGGGAUAAGCUUUGUCUUUCCAUAUUAUUUUUAUUUUUUGCAAGUGCUGCUGCUUUGGGCGUGUGCUUCAGGCUUUGUGCCCGCAUCUGAAACUACUGACUUUUGUCAGCUUUUUUCCUCAAAUGCUAAUGUCACCUUCCUUUAAAGCACUGUUGUCUAUUGGUCUUAAUUCGGGGGAAGGCAUUUAUUUGCAUUCUAUAUCAUAUAGUCUUGUUUAUGCGUAUAUGCGCAUCACCAAGUCAGCUAGUUCUUCUUUUGUCGCUGCUACCUCAUCUAUGUUAUUCGCCAAGAGCAAGUUAGUAAACUCUUAUUCUUCAAAUGGUUACAGUACCUUUAUAGCCUUCUAGAAAAUAUUCCUUUAUCCUUUUAAGAAAUAUAUUGAAAACUAUUUGUGAGAGUAUUUUUUACUCAAAAUAUUGUUUUAAAUCAGUCCCAAAUAUUAUUGUUAAAGUACACUGCACUGAUGUCCUCCUUGUAUAAGUUCUGGAUUACUUCUGGUAUGUUUUUAUUUAUGUUGUACUUUUCCAUUGUUGCUCAGAUUGCCCCAUGCCAUUCUCGGUUGAAAGCUUUAUUGAGACUAAUAUAAACAUGGAAAAAAUUAUCUUUGUGUUGGAGGUAUUUUCCACUGAGUAUUCUGAUCUUUACAGUUAUAAUUUAGAUUAUUUUCAGUUGGUGCCUAAGCUUGUCCAUAAAGCGUUUCUGUGAAUGCCUUUGUUACGCCAACAAACUUUGAUAUCACUAAAAAUAUUGCUUCCCCUUUAACAUAUGUGCUUUGUUUAGCGUAGCUAACGGACUAUAUCAAUUUUUAGCUUGAUUAUUGAAUACAUUUCUCAUUCCAAUGGUGUUUAAAAACAUAUUUUGUUUUUAUAAAUGUUGUUACUAAAUGUUGUUACUAUUUAAAAAAGAAUUAUUUUAAAACAUUCAUUCCUGACAUGUGCUUAAUAUAUGCCUGACGACAAUAAAAUCCUAAGAUUCAUCCCAGAUCUAGGUUUUUAUCCAAAUAAAUUAAUAAUUUAAAAACAAAUAUAUGUAUUUUUAAGGUAAUAGCCUAGCUCCUAACAACUUUAGGAGCGCAGUUUUAUGAACGAAGAGGCAUUAUUUUAAAAGAGACGUUAUUUAUCUUAACCUUAAAUAAAUUUAAAAAAUUUUUUUUAUGUUAUCAAUAAUCUAUAUUCGUUAAUCUUUUUUCUUCUAUUGAAUCUAUUAGAUUGAGACAACAGGCGUCUAGGUCUAUACUGUUAUUUUACUGCAAUAUACAUAUAGAUUCUCUCUGUAUAUAAUUCUCUUAUAUAUUACAGACGUUACUUCAAAAAAUAAGAUAAUUACUUCCUACGCAUUUAGUGAGCACAUAUGAGAAAAAAAAACUUAAGUACAAAAUUUAUAAACAUAUAUAAAAUUUCAAUAUCUAGAUUUAUAUUUUUUUUUCUUAAUGCUUUCAGUUUAUUGAUAAACAUUGUUUAUAUUUCUACUUAAACCUAAUCCACUAUAUAUUUCUAAAGUACCUUUUACUUUACUGGCGCAUGAAAUUUCCUACAUUCAUUUUUUAUUCUCCUACGUGCACAGUCAGAACAAGUUUUGAAAGAUUCGCAACCGGGCAACCGACCUACGCAAAAAAAAAAAAAGCAAGCUUUCUUUCAAUUCAUUGUCUUUUUUAUCGUAUUUCUAAAAAAAUAUUGCAGCCUACAUAACAAGCAAGGAAAAAAAGUAAAUUAAGUAUUUUUUAUACAAUUUGUUUUUUCCACUUAGUCUGCAUAAUUUUAAUAUACCUUAAGUAAUUCCACUUCCUUUUAGACGUGGUCGCCAUUGGAAAAAAAUCCUAAUAGUGAUCAAAAGAUAGAUCAAACGUCGAUUUUUUAUGAUUAGUUAAAGGAUGAAAACAAUAAGUUUUAACUAACGUUUGAUUAAAAGCUGAAAGGUUUGUUGAAGAGUUGAUCAAUUGCAGAAUGCUAAAAGGAUACGGUAUGUCUUUGUAAUGAAAAAAAAAGGCAAAAAAUGUCCGUAAAUUAACAAAAUCUCAUGAAAACUUGAAAAACAAAUCUAAAUAAUAGACAAAAUUAUCAUUUCGGUGUCUCAUUCAAAAUGUAAAAAGGCAUUAUUAGAGUUCUUUAAUAAAAGUGUAAUGCAAAGACUAAUUUAUAUUCUAACAGAAAUAUUAAUUUUCACUUAUUAUCUUUAUCCCUAACAAGACUGCAGGACUGGGCCUGCGCAAACUGUUUCACAUAGGGUCCCGCAAUUGUUAGGGUCUGCCCUGAACAUAGAGUGUAUUAAAUAUUGAGACGCCUAAGAAAAGUCAGAUAUUGUACUUUGACUUAGCUUUUUUGAGCAAUAGUUGAGGAGAUCAUAUAUCUAGACAGGAUGCCAUGUUUUUUUUAAAGUAGGACUAUCUUGAUCUCCCGUAUCUAUAUUGAAGUUUUUAUUCUUUUUUUUUUUAAAUUGUUCUUAUGCUGUCAACUUUAUGUUUUUUACGUUUAUUUUACUGAAAUGAAGGUCUGAAUAAAAUGUUAAUAAUAAUUUGAUGAGGUUUUUUUUUGUUUUUUUUAAAUUACAAUUUAAAAAUAUCUGGUUAACAGUUAGAUCUAUAAUGAUCUAUUCAGUCACCAAUCAAAGCGAAAAUUGAAAAAAAUAUUUAAAAAAAAACAAAGACAGUUUGUGUGGAAACACAAACUCAAAAUCGGCCCCCGAAGUGGUUCACUUAGAGUCUUCACCAGAAUUCGAACACGGGACUUCCGAUUCCAAGUGCUUUACCCCUGUAACUCUCAUGUUGUGUAUUGUUGAAUAGAUUCAAUAGAUUAGUAGAUUACAUUUCUCUUGGCUGAAUAAUCCUUCACAGUGCUAGUGUUAUGUAUAAAAUAUAAUGUUAGUGUGUGAUGUGUACAAUAUCAGUGUUUUG
Messenger RNA from Biomphalaria glabrata, 7153 nucleotides. RefSeq lists its product as uncharacterized. The transcript has 4 exons. The record is from RefSeq and is a predicted model, not a curated record. Gene Ontology annotation, biological process: regulation of apoptotic process. Bases 463 to 2682 code for a protein of 739 amino acids. NCBI's taxonomy places the organism in Eukaryota, Metazoa, Mollusca, Gastropoda, Planorbidae.